This is a messenger RNA of Chironomus riparius, 1600 nucleotides long. The record is from the annotation of a GenBank genome assembly. NCBI's taxonomy places the organism in Eukaryota, Metazoa, Arthropoda, Insecta, Diptera, Chironomidae.
GUUGAACCCUGAAUAAAUUGCUAAUAAAAUUUUUUUUAUUAAAUUUAACAAUAUUUUAAGAAUAUGGAAGAUUCUGAGAUUCCUGACACUGAAAAGAUCCGUAUAGUUAGUGAUUUUAUCCUUCACGCUCCACCAGGAGAAUUUAAUGAAGUUUUUAAUGAUGUCCGGGUUUUACUUAAAAAUGACAAUUUACUGAAAGAAAAAGCAGGAUCAGCAUUUGCACAAUAUAACAAAGAUCAAUUAACACCAGUUCGUCUAGAAAGCACCGAAUCCUAUGCUUUAAUAACAGAGUUUAAUGAUUUGGGUGGUGGACGUUUCUUCGAUCCGCGCACAAAGCAAUCAUUCAAGUAUGAUCAUUUAAGGAAGGAAGCUUCAGAUUUUCAGAAUUAUGAGCCAGAUUCAGUUGCAGAGCAUUGGCGUUCAGCGCUGGACGUAGAAGCAAUUCAGUAUACUGGAAAUCAUUAUCGUCAUGGUGUGUGUUCCGUAUUUGGCAAAAGCGAUCCUUCGACAAAUCAAAUUACUUUAUCAUUGUGCAUUGAAGAUCACCAGUUUCAACCUCAGAAUUACUGGAACGGAAAAUGGCGUUCACAAUGGAACUUUACAUUUUCCAGCUCUGGAUCUGGUGCUGCUGAAAUCAAAGGAGUACUGAAAGUUCAGGUACAUUAUUAUGAGGACGGGAAUGUCCAAUUAGUUUCAUCGAAAGAGUGCCGCGAGUCCGUUAUAAUAACGAACGAGAUUCAGACAGCGAAGGAAAUAAUUAAAAUAGUUGAAGAUAGCGAGCAAGACUAUCAAAUGGCAAUAUCAGAGAAUUAUCAAACUAUGUCUGAUACAACAUUUAAAGCACUUCGUCGUCAAUUGCCGGUGACUCGUACGAAAAUCGAUUGGGCCAAAAUUGUAUCGUAUUCGAUUGGAAAGGAACUGAAAACGCAAUAAUAAUGAAUGAAUUCCAUUGUGCUCAUCGUCAUAUAUAUGUUUAAUUAUUUUUCAUCAUCUUAUUUUACUACAAUUAUUGUAUUCUACUCGGUUUUUCUUUUGUUUUAAGAAAGUUUUAUCGAAAUUUUAUAUUAAUAAUAUAUUUUAUACCUUAAAUAUCAUUGUGUAUUCUUAAUCACAAUUUACAAAGAAACAAUGCCUUUUAUACAUUAAUUGUAUUUUUAUAAAUUGUGUAAUUGAAAUUUUUCGUCAAUUUUGUCUCUAGAUCAAAACUAUAAUUCGCAUUUUUCAAAAUAUUCUUUAAUUUCCUUAAAACAAAAACAAAAAAACGACAUGAGCCUUCUUAAUUAAAUCUUUCAAACAUUAUUAUUGACUAAAUUAAUUAAAAAUCUGCAUCAACUUAUGAUACUUUAAAUGAAACGAAUAACGCGUUAAAAAGUAUUUCCAAGCAUUUCUGCAUUUUUAUUAAUUAUGAAUAAAACGGUUCAUAUUAGAUAAAGUAACUCAUGAGCAUCAAUAUAUAAUGAUGAAUAUUAAGAAGCUCCCCCCCCUCUCCUAAAAAUGCAUCAAAUCAAACCGUGAAUAAAAUAAAUGAAUAACUAAUUAUAUUAACAAUAAUUGAAAAUCUUGCAUUAUGAAAUGAUAAAACUGCAAAGACAUUAAUCAC